UAGCCCUCAACUCUGUGGCGCCGUACGGGGCACCCCUCAGUGUCCGGCGCGGCACCCCCACGGCCGCACGCCCCCGCGAUAUGUGCCACCUGUAUCUGUGCUGUGUUGUGUACCCUUUGUUAGGGAAGUUUGAAAGUGUGGUUCACCUGUUUUGGUAAAUAGGAUUCCGAUGACGCCAUGAGCCACAUCGCCCAAACUUGCCUUAAACAUGGCCACAAACGACCUCCCAUGUAAAACCAAGCAAUGGACGACAAAGUUAACAAUGCGGCUGUGCUCAGUGAACUUACUAGCGGCCACCAUACUAGCGUGCUUACCUUACAUCUCCACUUUAACUUUGCCGAGCGGGGACCCGGCUCCAGGCCGCUCACCCGGCCCACCCGAAUCUGAACUUUACGUUACUUUAGAUACAGUUGAAAAUGUAACCGAUGUGACCACAGAAAUGAGUGAGGUAGAAGACGCAUGUGCCUUCGCGAGGAGUGAAAGAGAGGUAGUUACGUUGAGUGAGACGGACAGUGGAGUGAAUUUGACGGUUGAGCAUGCGGUGUUUGAAACGGAGCAGCUUGUGAGGGGCGUCGUUUAUGAAGUCCACCUCCGUUUCGACGCUACCCUCCGCGACUACGCUCUCUACUCCAUCGUGGGCCCCUUCGUCCGAGGCAACUUCACUCCUACCUCCCCCCUCGAACGCUCUUGCCCCGACGACGCCCCCCACUUCGUACCCAAGCACAAGCACAAACGCCGAUUCAAUUCCAAAUUCGAACGCGAAACAAGUGACGGUCGAUUUGAAACAAGUGAAUUUGAAAGUGAUAAGUGGUCUAGUGUGUAUUUUAGACCGCGGGUAGUGAAAAGUGUGAGGUACAGGAGGAGGUUUGUGCCGGCUAGGGUAGUGAGUGGGCCGUUGGGGGAGAGGGGGGAGGUGCUGUUGAUGUGGAGUGUUAGUGAGGCGGAGCGGUUGGGGGAGGAUGCUAGUGUUGUUUUUAGGUUACGCUAUAGGAGAAUAACGAGUGCCACCAUAUACCAAGUGUUCUUUACUAAAUAUUUAAGACUAGAUUGCGCGUUACACAUAAAAGGGCCGCGCGGGCGCGUGCACUCCGGCCAGCUCCCGCGCACGCACGGCUGCCGGCUCCUCCCGCCGCCCCCCACCCCCGGCCACGCUCUCCUCCUCGAGCUGCACAAGCUCAACGUCCCCUGUUCCACCGGCUUCAUCCGCUUCGCCCCCAACACACCACCUCUAUGCGGAAAGCUCGAGCAAAUUCCAUCACCAAACAGAAAAUUCAUAUACCACGACUCCAAGUACUCUGUUGACCUCCACGGCCGACCUACGUUCGCCGUCGCCUACCGUCUCGUCGACCAUUGUCACGAUGUGUUGCUGACGGAGAGGAACGGCUCGUUCGAAGUCGGCCCCACAAUCAAACUCUUCUGCUCCUACAAAAUACAUCUUCCUUACGGAAACAAAGUCGCGUUACGCUUACAAAUGGGCACGGGACCAAUCGCGGCUAAACAUGACUCGUCUAAUAUAAUCCAGGAGGAUUAUCAAGAGUUCUGCAAAGGGAUGGAGCUGAAUUUAGAAGACGGGGAUUCUAGAUGGAAGCAUUGUUCGCAGCCUAAUGAUCCGUUGCGCUCAGUUCAAAUUAUUUCUGAGGGAAACUCAGUAAGACUCAACAUCUCGAUAUUGGCUAAGAGAAAUUCCUCAGCUAUGUGGUUGAAAGCGUGGUGGAUGGAUAAAGGUGUAGAGGAAGUGGUGGGGCACUGCGACUACGGGUGGGUGGUGUCUGAUGACUUCUGUGUGACGGCGGUGCGGGAGGCGAAGCGGGCGUGGAGGCAAGCCGAGGCGGAGUGUGUGCGUCUGGGCGGCCAUCUGGCUAGCGUGCUGAAUGACAGGCAACAGCAUAUUUUGGACCAACUCCUCAUAAAUGCGCCCGGCGCAGGGGUGGACGACGUGUACUGGAUCGGAGCGACUGACGCGAUCCAUGAGGGCGAGUUCCGAUGGUCGGACGGCCUACCCUUCUCCUACUCACACUGGUUCCCCGGCUGGCGCAAGCACAGCAGCCAGCCCAACGACGACGGGACCUCCGGGCAGGACUGCGUGGAGGCGCGCCCCUCCCUCCCCCCUCGACCACCCCCGCAGGCGCCCACCUUCAAGUGGAACGACCGCGGCUGCAGGGAGCACAACUACUUCGUGUGCGAGCGGCCACACAACACAGACCCAUACAUCGCGACCACCAUACAAUGCAACGAGACGAUCUUCCUCUCGCACCUGCGGCCGCACGCCACCGUCUCCUCCCCCGGCUUCCCCCGCCCCUACCCUGACGACGUGGAGUGCAUCAGCGAGCUGCGCGCCCCGCCUGCGCACGCGCUGGUCAUACACUUUGAGGAACUGCUGACCGAGCACGAACCACAUUGCACUUACGAUUUCCUGGAGAUCACUGAAAUAGGAGAGAACGCUACAGAUGAAGACUGGCAGCAUGACCACCACGGCUUGUCCGCUGACAACGAGGUAUGGGAAGAAUCCGAGACCCUCCUGCCCGAAUCCGACGCCAUCAGUGCGGGAUGGCUCCGCGACGGCGUGCUGCCCUCGCGGCGUCUGUGCGGCGACUGGACGGCCAAGCUCAAGCUACUCCGCUACCGGUCGCGCGGGAACGCGCUGCGCAUACGCUUCCGCGCUGAUCAUGAGCGCCAUCUAGCGGGGUUUAAGGCCAAGGUCGCCGUAGCUGACUCCCAAUCGUGCACGGACGUGAAGCAAGCGUUGUUCAGCGGCUAUUGUUACCUCUUCUCCGGCUACCCGCGGGCCUCGUGGGCCACCGCCAAACAAGUAUGCGAAGGCCUGAAUAUGCGGCUGUCAUCCGUCCACUCGGCCGAAGAAGAACGCUUCAUCGUCUCGGGGAUUCGGCAAAGCAGCGACUACAGCGCGGGAACAGUGUACUGGCUGGGCGCGAGAUCAGAAGACGGUCGCUGGGACAAUUUCACCUGGAGCGAUGGCAGCUCAGUCGGAUACCGCGGCUGGCAGCAAUACAACGAAUCAGAUGAGAGCGAUGCCUGUUUGGGAGUUCAAUGGAAGUCGUCCCCAGUCCCAUCGCAGCCCAGCGGCCUUUUCUGGACGUUACACAAAUGUACAGCCACGGGCGGCUACGUUUGCAAACGAAGACUCUCUGAGGUCAUCGUCAAAAACAGGACUGUUGAAGCGUCAUCAGGCACACUAACAAGCCCUGAGCACCCAAACCUGUACGACAACGACCUGGACUACUGGGUGCACGUGGUCGGACCUCCUGACACCCGGCUCGUGUUCGUCUUCCAACGGAUCGAUCUGGAGUUCCAGAAAGACUGUCUCUACGACUAUGUCGAGCUCCGGGAUGCCCUCAAUCUGAAAUCGUCGCGAUACUGCGGAACCGUCGGGGAGACGAGAUGGGUAGCUUCCAGCAACAAGGCUGUGCUGCACUUCCACUCAGAUUACAACACUCAGGCAUCGGGGUUUUCCCUAACCUGGCAAGCGGUGGAGCUGGUGGGGUGUCCAUCGCAAACCUUCACGUCGAAGGAGGGCGUGCUGCGCAGCCCACACUUUCCUCAUUUCCUGCUGCCUGACUUAGACUGCACUGUCGACAUCUUAGCUCCUACAGGCAAACGAGUGUUCCUAAACAUCACCUACCUCGACUUCGGCUACGGCACCUUCGAGAAGGGCCUCCCGUCCAACCUGACGGACGCCACAGACCCCGACUCCUUCCUCGAAGUGCAAGUGGACCUGCAGGAUCAGCCCAUCAGACCGUUCCUCAACCCUGACGUGUUCACGAGUGGGUUGUUCGUGUCGACGGCGGAGGUGAUGCGAGUGAGGUUCAAGACCGGGAGGAACGUUAGUGGGAAGGGGUUUCAGGCUUAUUUUAAAACUGUGGGCACAAUAAACGUAACACACACCCUAGAGCUCCUCCACGUGCGCUCAGGCCGACUGUCAGCACCCAACUGGCCUCGCGCUCCACCGCCGCGCUUCACGCUGCGGACGCGACUUAUCGCGCCACAUGAUCAUACGUUAUCUGUGGCAUUUGCGAAGACUACGCUCGCUAAUGGGGAAGAGCCGUGGCCUUGUGGGGAAGGGAGAGGGUGGAUAGAGGUGAAAGACAGCUACACAGACAACAACGGUACACAGUGGACGCUCUGCGAAGCGGACCGAGCGAAGCGAAGAACAGAAACCCCACUCGUCAUCAACAGUUACUUGCACUCGCUGACAGUGACCCAAUGUGCGGGGGAGAAUGGUGUACAUAUGGAUGUUGCGUUGUUGGUUAAUAAAGAUCCAGACUACCACAGUAAAGUUCUACUGCUAUCCGAGGGCGAGGACGCGUACAUUGAGUCCUGUUACCCAAACCCUUGCCUACACGACGGGUUCUGCGCUACUGAUGAUACGAAGAACUUUUGUCAGUGCGCUGGGUACUAUACAGGAAUGUUCUGCCUUCUUAACGCCUGCGAGCGCUCGCCCUGCGUAUUCGGCAACUGCACACUCUCAGAAGAUUCCUUCAUAUGCUCAUGCGCGCGCGGCUGGCGCGGGCGCCGCUGCGCCGAGCGCGUGCGCCCCUGCGCCGCCAAACCGUGCAACAAUAGGGGGGCGUGCAGUGAGAGGGAUGGGGGGUUUAUGUGCCAGUGUAACCCGUCGUGGAAGGGGAAGAGAUGCGAAACCCCAAACCCAACCCCAAAAAUCGUGAGCCUCGGCGCCCGUAUGAUGCAAGAGCCGUUUUGGCUCGGUCUGAUCGCCGUCUUCGUGGUCCUCGGAGUCAUCGGCCUGGUGUGGUGCGCCAAGCGACACUUCCCUGAGAAAAUUGAAAAGUUGCUGGCCGAGGAGGCAGAUCGGUGUGCGAGACGUAAACUGUCGUCGGUGCACCGUCAGUGGUCGCCCUCCGACACGGCUGCCGUUGUUCCAGCGCGGCCGGAGCCCCGGACGCUGCUGACUCGGCUCGGGAUCCGGAAGCCGUCCGUGUCCGCGCCGCACCAGCGCGUCCGCGCCGCGAGGACGUUUAGCUUGGACGAUCUGUUAAAGCCGCCGCCAGGACCGUCCCCCUCGCCGCGCAAGAAACGAAAUAAUUCAACGCCAACGAAGAAAAACGCAGCAGAAAAGAAGCAGAUACUUCAACAGCUCAUAAGUCCAGCUACAGCCAACGAGCACUCCAAGAAAAUUAGCAUGGGAGAGCUAAUUCAAAUGUCAGAGAAAAGGACUCUAAGUACCGUUGAGAGCGCACCAGCAUUUAUGGAAUUUAGUGAGCAUAAAGAGACCUCAUUCGCUAGUGAGGCUUCAAGUCCGUCAACAUCGCCAUCGAACAGACACAUAUCAGAUCCUAAGUUAGAAAAGAAAGUGACAUUCGCGAGACUCCUGAAUAGGGUGUCAGCAGAAAUGAGCUCAAGCUCCGAUGCGGAUAUGAUGAACACGAUAGCGAUUCCGAUGGCGGUGAUAGCGGAUAGGGGAUUGAGGGCGAAGGCGUCGAGUACGCCGCCGUCGCCGGGGGUGGAAGCACGGUCGCCGCAUAGCACGUCCAGCAACCAGGGGAGUGAUUCCAUGUCGAGUUUGGAUCUGACGUUAGCACAUGCUGCUUUGAAAAAGUAUUCCAGAACCCCAAAAAUCUCAAGCGCCGACUCCAUCCUCGCGAUGUUCCGCAACUUUUCCACAUCGGCCGCCAUCAUCUCCCGUGCCUCCUCCGGCGGGAUCUCGGCGUCGAGCACGCCGACGGCGUCGUCGCCUCAGGACGACACUGUGGACGCCGACGACGUGUCGCUCGCGUCGUCGCUCGUGCCCUCACUCGCGCCGGACUCGCCGAUCGCGAGGCCGCAUAAUACUAUUGAGAUACAGGUCCUAGACCCACUAAGCGCCCACAAAUCCUCAGGAUCCGGCAGCAAUCUCCUCCACCCUCCAUCCAUCCUCCUAGAAGUCCCUUCGACCAUCAACAAGUGCCUCUCACCCAUUCGUGAACUGCCAACACCAUUACCCACUCCUCUGCCUACUCCUUUGCCUACUCCGCUGCCGUCUCCUCGGAUGCCAAAGAAGAUGGAGUUGGAUAAUAAUGAGAUCAGGUGUAUGUCGCAGAGUGAGGAUGAAGAUGAGAUUCGACUGGAGAAGCCGGAGAGGCCGACGUCUGGGUUGAGAUUGAAGCUCCGUCAGCCUGCCUUCAGCUGCGACACCCCCACUCCCUCCACCCACGUGACAGACUCACCCAGCCCUAGCUUCACCCACAGCCAAGACUCAGAGCGGGAAAUGUCCUCACCAUCCCCAGCACCACCAUCCCUCCGAGUCCCAGUCUUAACCAUCGAACGACCAUCCCCAGGCUCCCCACCACCCAGGAGAACACCGCCCCAUCUAGAGUUCCAACCUCCUCCUUUGAUAACGGUCACUUACAACGCCAGCGAAGAAUCAGAUGAACCUUUAUCACCAAGACCACCACCUCCAACAAUGAACAUGUGUUAUCUAAGCCCAUUCUCCAUGUCAGCAAGAGGAGAACGAGCGCCGUCAGAGUCCAAUCUUUCCUCAUCGGGAUACAGCUCCAUGGCUAGCCCAGGACCAUCGAGAUGUGGCUCAAGUAAUCCUUUAUGCCCGUCUGAAAUGGAAGAUCCUGGGUCAGGUGGGGGACCGUCCUGUUUUCAAAGAAGACGGCCGUUGAUGAAAACCAAUUCUAGUCCAGCGUCGUCGAAUGAUGACUCCAAGGAACGGAGACGAGGACGAUCCGACUCAGAGACGCUGUCAGACGAUCCUUUGCUAGAAUCUAAUGACGAAGGCAUAGGAACAGAUGAAAGGGUAGAUGAUGUACCGUCCAGCGCUAAAGAAAUGGAGACCCUAGUGGUUUUGAAAGAAUUAGACGUGCCUCAAACAUUAUGUUCUCCCAGUGGCGUGACUAAAUGCUCCAUCGUCAAAUGCUUGAGCGUUGAAAGAGGGCUAGAUGAGAAAGCGAGUCUACGACCACCAACUUUACUCACUGAUCUUACCAGGCCUUUAAGCCCUGUAAGUUCCCGAAGCGAAUCACCCUUAAGCGACAAGGCAAGCUUAGGUCGAUUCUCACCACAGUUCUACGGGAGACAAUUACCUUUUACCGAUUCUGAUGGACUCUACGACUUUCCAAGUUCAGAGUGUGUGAAAGGGACAAGCUGUAAAGGAGGUACAAACACACAGAAGAAGUCUGGGAGGAAACGAGACAGAAGAACGACGAGGACUGUGUCGCAUGAAGCGACGGGAACGACCAAGUCAGCGCUGCCACAUAUGCCGCAUUCCAUGCAUAAUCUUUUAGAGGUGCCGGGGCCUCGCGACGGGAGCCGAGGCCGAAAAUCCGGGCGCCGGCGCUCGCGCUCGCAGGCCCCGGCUCCCCCUUCCUCCUCGUCCUCUGAGGACUCGGUGUCCGCGGCCUCAGUGGCCUCUGUGGCCUCCGCGAGGGAACUGAGGUUGCCGCCUGAUUUGGAUAUGCAGCCAAGUGAGCCGACUAGGUUGCGGAAACCACUCAGAAGACAAAAAUGCCGUAGUUCCGAGGUGAUCUAUGAAGAUACGUCAUCCAAGAUCUCAUCAAGUCUCGAUUUAACGGAGGACUCCCGAAAACCUGUCAAAGUUAAUAAACUAAGGACCAUCAGCAACCAAAUUAGAUUCCUUCGACGUUUAGAGCGGAGCUUGAAAAUGAAAGAAAGCUACCCUGCGUUAUCAGAUGACGAAGGCGAUGAAUCUUCAAGCGUAACUUCACCCCUAUUACAAGGUCGGAAGGACCUAAAUCGAAUGCCGACACACGCGAUAUCAGCACCUCUAUUAGGACCUGGGAGGCCUAAAAUCGCCCGACAGAGGCGAUACGAUCGAUCUUUGUUAAGUGAAGAUACUAGGAUACUAAGCACGGCAACAUGCCAUGAUAAUUCCGAUUGAAAAUGAACUCUGUGUUUACGUGAAUAAAGUGCAGUUUUACAUUAGCAAUAAGAGUGCGUUACGGUGAAAGUUUGAAUAAUUGCGUACUCGGCAAUGUCCAAGUUUUUGACAGCUGUCUGGUGACACUUGAGUAUACAAAAUUCUAAUCUAAUGUGAUAUAAUUAUAAUGUAAUGGUUCUUCAGGAGUGUUGACGAUUUUAACAGUUAGUAGUAAAUAUAGAUAACCAUCGUGUAGAGGUUUCGUUUUCCUCAGUUCUACUUUUGAUGUCUUGAACUUAUACGUGAUUCUUACUGUAAAUAAUUGUCUUAUAGCAAUAACAAGGGUGUAUGUUCAUCCGUAUAGUUGAUUGAUACAGACAUUAAUACCUACUUGGUGUUUUUUUAUUCAUUAGUAAGGGGUUAGUCAUAAUUAGAUAUAGGUAUUGUUAAUUUCAUCUUAUUUUUUAAUAUUCCGCUAAAUAUAAUUUCCUGUUCGUUAGAUUAUUGACUAUGUAAAAUGCUUUUGUAAAUGUAUUAUACGUAUUGCUCAAAUGCAUAUUUUGUGAGAUCGUUUUUGCGCACUUUUUGCUGUUAUGUAUAUACAUUUAAUAUAAGUAUUGUAAAUAUGGGGAUUUCGAGAGAAAUGUAAAUACUUUGACACGUUUAGACGAAAUAAAGGUACCAAACUAACGGUAUACCAUGCACAAUUACUAAUAUACAAGCGUAAUCUCAAACAUAUAUUGUGUAUUAUGGUAAGUAUAUAUAAAUAUAGCUAAAUUUAGUACCUUUAACGUUUAACAGACGCACCAAUAGAAUAGAGAACGCAAUAAUGUCUAGUUACCUAAUAAAUGUUAUUCAA
Messenger RNA from Cydia splendana, 8696 nucleotides. RefSeq lists its product as uncharacterized. The transcript is spliced from 32 exons. The record is from RefSeq and is a predicted model, not a curated record. Gene Ontology annotation, molecular function: calcium ion binding; serine-type endopeptidase activity. NCBI's taxonomy places the organism in Eukaryota, Metazoa, Arthropoda, Insecta, Lepidoptera, Tortricidae. Bases 209 to 7858 code for a protein of 2549 amino acids.